AGCUGGGCCCGAGUUUAGCUACCAGUCUACGAGUCCUGGACGCGGCACGGUUGUAGCGAAAACGAAGAGCCCCCGAAAACGAAGACCGAAGAUCGAUGUCGUCCCCUUGGAGAAAGCUCUGUAUCAAUACACCUAAAGUGAGAAUUCGAUUAGACCUUACCUUGCAGGGUGGACAGUCCUUCAGAUGGAGGGAGACGGCACCAGGCGAGUGGACUAAUGUUUUGUGUGGCUUCGUCUGGACGCUAAAACAAAGCGAAAAUGAUAUAUUCUACCGGGUGUACAAGUCAGUCAUUGAAAAAAGCAAGCGAAUCUUAAAAGAAACCUGUUUCUCGCCAGGAAAUAAAACUGGCUGUCAUGUAACCGACAAAACGUCUAACAUCUAUGAAUCAAUUUUACGAGACUAUUUUCAGCUUGAUGUGGAUACCCACUCUCUUUUGGAGCAGUGGGGAAGUCGAGACCCUUACUUUGUUAAAGUUUCAGAGAACAUGCCAGGUGUUCGAGUUCUAAGACAAGAUCCGGUAGAAACUUUGUUUGCUUUUAUAUGUUCGUCAAAUAAUAAUAUCCCGCGUAUUAGUGGAAUGGUUGAAAAACUUUGUCAGGAGUAUGGAGACAAGCUUGGAGACCUUGGUGGUGUUGCUUACUAUGCCUUCCCUGACAUGAAAGAUUUGAAAGGUUCAGUAGUUGAGCAACACUUGCGAUCUGUUGGAUUUGGAUAUCGAGCAAAGUUUAUAAGUCAGUGUGCAAGCUACAUUCUGCAGCACCAUGACAGCAAGUGGCUUGAAGGCUUGCGAAGUGUAUCUUAUGAGGAGUGCCAUUCCACAGCACUUUGUCAGCUGCCAGGUGUGGGAGCUAAGGUGGCAGACUGUGUGUGUCUUAUGUCACUUGACAAGCAUGAAGCUGUCCCUGUUGACACACAUCUCUGGCAGAUAACUACAAAGCACUACAUGCCGCAUCUUGUGAAGACAAAGUCUCUAACAGCUAAAGUUUAUAAGCAGAUAGGUGAUCAUUAUAGGGAUCUGUUUGGAGAAUAUGCAGGAUGGGCACAAUCAGUUCUUUUUGCUGCUGAUUUAAAGAGAUUUCAAGAUAUUCAGAGUGUUACUCCUGCCAACUUGAAGUCAUCAUCUGGUAAGGUGAAGGGCGGGAAACGGGAAGCCCCGGAUGGUUAGGCGGAAAAAUACAGAACCGCUCCCUCAAGUCCAACGUCCAACAGACCCAGAUCUCCACGCGCUCCGUGCUUCAAGCAAGAAUCCACAGGUCCUGGAGACGAGUGACAAGUUAUCAAAAAACAAAAAAGGAAGCUUUAAAACUGGAAAG
This is a messenger RNA of Orbicella faveolata, 1314 nucleotides long. Its product is annotated as N-glycosylase/DNA lyase-like. The record is from RefSeq and is a predicted model, not a curated record. Lineage: Eukaryota; Metazoa; Cnidaria; Anthozoa; Scleractinia; Merulinidae. Gene Ontology annotation, molecular function: damaged DNA binding; 8-oxo-7,8-dihydroguanine DNA N-glycosylase activity. Gene Ontology annotation, biological process: base-excision repair, AP site formation; base-excision repair; nucleotide-excision repair. Gene Ontology annotation, cellular component: nucleus.